Molecule: messenger RNA, 1560 nt
Organism: Penicillium atrosanguineum
Lineage: Eukaryota; Fungi; Ascomycota; Eurotiomycetes; Eurotiales; Aspergillaceae
Product: cytochrome P450
Exons: 3
Coding region: 1-1560 (519 amino acids)
Molecular function (GO): iron ion binding; heme binding; oxidoreductase activity, acting on paired donors, with incorporation or reduction of molecular oxygen
Source: RefSeq, a predicted model, not a curated record
AUGGAACCUCACUUGUACUACGCCAUCAUCUUGUUGGGUACGGCCGCAGCAGUAUUCAAAUUCUUCUUAUAUCCCGCAUUCUUUUCUCCCUUGGCAAAGAUCCCGAAUGCACACUGGUCUUGCAGUUUCAGUCCUUUCUGGAUUUUCUGGAUGAAAUGGACAAAGCAGGAGAACAGUCGGAUUUACAAGCUCCAUCUGGAGAAAGGCUCGACAAUUAGGCUUUCACCAAGCCUAGUUAGUGUGAAUUCUUAUGAAGGAUUGAAAAAAAUCUAUCAUGGAGGUUUCCCCAAACCGGAAUUUUACUUCAACGGGUUUGCCGUGUACGGUACCGACAACCUUUUUACCAUCAAGGAUAAUCAAACUCAUGCUGCGCAUAAAAAGGCUCUAUCGAGCUGCUUCUCCAAGUCGUCUGUCAUGUCAUCCCAAACUGCCCGGGGCGCUUCUCGAGACAUUUUGUUCAAUCGCGUUCUUCCCUUGAUCUACAAAGCCUCCACCGAAGAUAAGCCAAUUGAGGUGAUGGAUCUCACGUACUCCUACCUCCUCGAUACUUUUGUCCAGUGGCAGUUCGGACGGUCGCUAGCCAGCAACUUGGUUGAAGACGAAAAAGAAAGGAGAUUUUACCUUGACGGAUUUCUUGGUGUGGCUGAAUACACAUUCUGGCAAUAUCACUUCCCUCGCCUAGUUGCCAUGCUCCAGAAAGUUGGAUUUUAUCUCAUUCCCAAGAGUGCCCUGAAUGCUUUUGAAGGUGUUGAGAAAUGGAAUCUGGAGAAAUGCGAUCAAGCCCAACAACUUCUGGCAAGUGGAAAACAAUUGACAGUAGAUGAUCAACCGGUCGCAUUUGAGCCAGCACUGAAGGGGAUGAGCGAGGUUCACGCGAAGCCCCAAAUGUACCCGAAACGGCUUCCGUUGGCAAGUGAUAUGUUCUCUUUGAACUCCGGGGCAUUCGAGACAAGCGGCAACACCUCCACCUACUUGCUGUACGAGUUGAGUCGACGUCCAGAGUGGCAGACCAAGCUUCGUGAAGAACUACUCAGUCUCAGUCAGCCUUUGAAGCAUAUACCCGGAAAGAGCGUUGAGAUCGAAGAUAUCACGAACCCCCAGGAUAUUGACAAGCUGCCGGUCCUUCAAGCAGUCUUGAUGGAAACUCUUCGACUUUGGCCCUCGGUGCCUGGUGGUCAGCCCCGGGUAGUGCCGCGGCCUUGUACCUUGGGUGGCUACCACAACAUCCCAGCUGGAACGACUGUGCAAUCCUACGCGUCUGUUCUUCACCGGAUGCCCGAUAUUUUCGCUGAACCUCUCGAGUGGAAGCCGGAGAGAUGGCUUGAUUCAUCGCCGGAACAGUUGGCUCUCAUGAGGAAAUGGUUCUGGGGAUUCGGCAGUGGUGGAAGAAUGUGCCUGGGAAUUCAUUUUGCCUAUUACUCAAUAAAAUUCUUCUUCGCAAGCAUUUAUUCCAACUUUACUACCACCAUUCAUGACCACGGAGAUAUGGAAGCCAGUGAUGGUUAUCUUGCAGGUCCCAUAGGUCAUCGUUUGGAACUGAAGUUCCACCUUUUGGAAUGA